CACCAGGUGGGGUUGAGCGGCUAAAGCACCUUUGUUGAAGUGAAACAACCUCAGAUACAACACUUCGGACUUCCGCACCCACUAUAUGUGGUUAUCGCAUACGAGGCAUAGGAAUGCUGAAUCUAUCACAUGAAAGUACUGCUAACAUAGUGAGUGACCUUGGAAUGAGGCACUGUAUUUAUUUGGGCGCCGGGUUUGGAAGAAGCCAAAGGCCGAAGGGAACAAAGGGGCCUCUGUGAUCUUCGUCCUUAGCGAAGGCGAAGCGAUGUCUCAUCGAGGUCUCACAUCAGAUAAAAGGGUCAGGCGUUUCCUGCCCGAACCUGUCGAAACCUCUUCCCGCAGUUCUAGGGAUCCUAAGGCUACCUUCCGAGAAACCAGCCCGUCGACACAGAAGGGCUCACGAGGCUCCAACGAACAGUCACCUAAACCCAAGAAUAUCUCGCCGGUCAACGAAGCCGUUAGCUUAACUGUGCCAACUGGGGUGGCCCGGGAAGAUCAGCAAUUCAAGGGAGAAUCACGUUCUGUAGGUCCGAGAAACUCCGUGCUCCUGUUUCCGAGGAAAUUCACACCACAACUCGUGGAGACUGGCCAACGAUCGUUUCGGAGACAGCAGAUGAGGCAUAUUCAUCACAGUGAAAGCAUACCAGAAGCAUUGCCUCGAAAUAUAAAUCACGAAGGUAUCAGGGACCAAUUCGCAGAUGAUGUCACCGGCAUAGAGGAGUCUUGGUUUUCAUAUGCAAAUUUGCAACGACGCCAGGAAACCAGAAGACAUUCUUUCCGAAUACCUGAUCUUCCUGCAAUUCCAUCGAGUUGUAGUGAGGACUCUGAUGAUUCAGAAGUCUCUCCACGACCACCAUCAUUCUCUGCUGCUCAUUGUGGACCUUCUGUGAAACAGAAAACACAUAUAAAUGAGCGUCAUGCAAGUCAAUUAUCGGAGUAUGUGGUAGCUCUAGCAGCCCAUUCUGCAGAAAAUCAACUAAAGGAGCAGGCCCUCGCGGCUUUCCCUAACGAACAAGUCUAUCAGCCCGUGGACCAUUUCGCAGUUGAUAGAGAGGAUGAUGACUCUUCGAAGGAUGAAAAGUUGCAAGUCCGUACGGACAUAUUCACACCAGGCAUCCAUCGAAGGGCCUCGUCCGCAGAUCUGCCAUGGGAACUCGAGUACUUGCGCAGGCAUAAGGAGGAGGCUGAGAUGUGUGAUCGUGCUAUGGCUGGAACAAAAGGAUUGCAUUUCUCACCAACUGAUAGGCGACCUUUUGACGGAGCGAGCGUUUCUUGCGGAAACUGGGCCGGUGGGUUUGGUUUGACACAAAUCAAGCCAGGCAUAAGCCCACCCAUGCUUGGAGAGGAUCUUGUAUUUCCACAAAGUGUUUCACCCGAAGCGACAAUAUGUGAGAGCAGCAAUGUUGAACAUUACGUCACGCAAGACAAACAGUAUCACAAUGCUGGGCUUUGGUAUGCAGACCGCCACCUUUUUGAUGACUCUGAUGGUGGCGGUCUUUGGAUGGGAACUUGUAAAUCCAACAAGCGCCUUUCGCAUUUGGAAGAUUCGCAGUCAUCCAGCCCGCGGUCAAGCGGUGAUGCCGGUGAAUAUCCUCAAUGCUCAACCCAAACCUCCCAUAUCAAGGGUUAUGAGAACCGGUCGUUAUUGGAUUCAUCAAGGGAUCCCGAAAGUUUGGACUCGAGGCACACGAGACAACAUGCUAGCGACCAGGACCUUGAUCAUGAGUUGACUGAUAGCUUCGUGACUCAGAUCUACAAUUAUUUGUCCCUGGGCUAUCCCUGUGUUGCUCGCUACUACGAUCAUGAGCUCAGUAUCAUUUCUGGAAUCUCUGUAGCAGAUCUUAGACGCGAUGACCUCAAGACAGAUGCGAAGGGUUACGUUAGCGUCAUGGAUGAAGGUCCCACGGAUCGGAAGGUAGAGAAGGGCCUAUGUAUGCGAUGGAUGGCAUUGCGCUUAUACAUACAAGAGUGGGCUAGAAAACGGCCCAAAAUGGCUGAUGACGGUAUUCAUGGAGCAUGGGGGGUGUGUGAACGAAAGGGUAGCUGGGCCAUCUGA
Messenger RNA from Aspergillus vadensis CBS 113365, 2056 nucleotides. RefSeq lists its product as uncharacterized. Bases 266 to 2056 code for a protein of 596 amino acids. The transcript is spliced from 2 exons. The record is from RefSeq and is a predicted model, not a curated record. Lineage: Eukaryota; Fungi; Ascomycota; Eurotiomycetes; Eurotiales; Aspergillaceae.